AUGCCAACACAACUCAAUCUCCAACCACCACAACCCCGCUCAACAAACCCAACCUACUCCAAGGCAAAAAACAAACAACCAACAGCUGCAACCACAACAAAAACUCCAUCUCCAACCACCACACCCCUGCUCCACCCCAACCAAAAUCCUGCAGCCAAACCACUCCAUUCUCCAAACCACCCCAACCCCAAGCCUGCAACCGCCAACAACUCCAUCUCCAACCACAAACAACCCCAAGCUGCAAACCACAGCACUCCAUCUCCAACCACAAUAAACCCCAGCUGCAACCACAACAUCCAUCUCCAACCACAACAACCCCUGCUGCAACUCACCAACAACUCCAUCCUCCAACCGCAACAACCCCGACUGCAAACCACAAGCAAACUUCCAUCUCCAACCGACAACAACCCAGCUGCAACCAGCAACCCCCGAACUCCAUCUCCAACCACAACAACCCCUGCAGCAACCACAACAACACCUGCUGCAACCACAACAACUCCAUCUCCAACUACAACAACCCCUGCAGCAACCACAACAACUCCAUCUCCAACCACAACAACCCUGCAGCAACCACUCCAUCUCCAACCACAACAACCCCUACAGCAACCACAACAACUCCAUCUCCAACCACAACAACCCCUAAUCCAGCAAGACAACCCAACUCCAUCUCCAACCCAAACAAUCCCUGCAAGCCCCAACCACUCCUCUCCAACCACACAACCCCUACGCAACCACAAACAACUCCCCAUGCUCCCAACCACAACAAUCCCUGCAGCAACCACUCCAUCUCCAACCACAACAACCCCUACAGCAACCACAACAACUCCAUCUCCAACCACAACAAUCCCUGCAGCAACCACUCCAUCUCCAACUACAACAUCCCCUGCUGCAACCACAACAACUCUACCUCCAACCACAACAAGCCCUGCUGCGACCACAACAACUCCAUCACAAACAACAUCAACCCCUGCAGCAACAACAACUCCAUCUCUAAACACAACCAACCCAACCCCAGCUUGCAACCACAAACAACCUCCAUCUCCAACCACAACAACCCCUACAGCAACCACAACAACUCCAUCUCCAACCACAACAAACCCUGCAGCAACCACUCCAUCUCCAACCACAACAACCCCUACAGCAACCACAACAACUCCAACUCUAUCUCCAACCACAACAACCCCUACAGCAACCACAACAACUCCAUCUCCAACCACAACAACCCCUGCAGCAACCACAACAACUCCAUCUCCAACCACAACAACCCCUACAGCAACCACAACAACUCCAUCUCCAACCACAACAACCCCUGCAGCAACCACAACAACAACCACUCCAUCUCCAACCACAACAACCCCUACAGCAACCAUAACAACUCCAUCUCCAACCAGAACAACCCCUGCAGCAACCACAACUCCAUCUCCAACCACAACAACCCCUGCAGCAACCACUCCAUCUCCAACCACAACAACCCCCACAGCAACCACAAUAACUCCAUCUCCAAACACAACAAACCCUGCAGCAACCACAACUCCAUCUCCAACUACAACAACUCCUGCUGCAACCAGAACAACUGCAUCUCCAACCACAACAACUCCAUCACAAACUACAUCAACCCCUGCAGCAACAACUACAACUUCAUCUCCAAGCACAACAACCACAGCUGCAACCACAACAACUCCAUCUCCAACCACAACAACCCCUGCUGCAACCACAACAACUCCAUCUCCAACCACAACAACCCCAGCUGCAACCACAACAACUCCAACUCCAUCUCCAACCACAACAACCCCAGCUGCAACCACAACAACUCCAUCUCCAACGACAACAACCCCAGCUGCAACCACAACAACUCCAUCUCCAACCACAACAACCCCUGCAGCAACCACAACAACACCUGCAGCAACCACAACAACUAAACCUCCAACCACAACAACCCCAUCUACAACCACAACAACGCCAUCUCCAACCACAACAACCUCAGCUGCAACCACAACAACUCCAUCUCCAACCACAACAACCCCUACUGCAAACACCAACAAUGCCACUACAACUCAAUCACCAACCACAACAACCCCUACUGCAAUCACAACAUCUUCACAAACCACAACAAACAUUGAUUCAACAAAGACAACUCCAUCUCCAACCACAACAUCCUCUUCAGCUACCACAACAACUCCAUCUCUAACCACAACAUCCCCUGCUGCAACCAUAACAACUCCAUCACCAACCACAACAACCCCAGCUGCAACCACAACAACCUCAUCAGCAACCAUGAAUCCAUCACCACCCACAUCUACCCCAGCUCAAACUACAACAUCCUCAACUCUAACCACAACAACUCUUUCCCGGACACCAACCACAACAGCAGCAGGUCCAACUACAACUCAACCAUCAGCUCUUCCUACAACCACUCCAACUCCAACUACCAUCUCAGCUCAACAGAGACGACUUGCAAUCUUUAGUAGAGCACUAGGCCUCUUAAUGAGAUUGGCAGCGAGACUGAGAGGCCAAUCGGGGAAGAGACACAAAAGGAAUGCCUUGAACUAUAGCAUAGAUACAUCAGUUUCUGGAAACCUGACGAUAUCACCAUACUGUGGUGUGCAAACCUCAGUCGCAGGCUCCACUGCAGAGGUCAUCAGCACUUUAGUUGAUUACUUCAACAAUUUACAAACAAGCACUUCACCUGACGAGGCUGAAUGCAUGACUUCAUUGCUCUCAGAAGUAGUUACAAAGUUGGAAAGUGGAGAAAUCGCUAAUAUUACAGAUGCGGCUUUGGCAGCCAAAAUCGACAACACUACCUUGAUGCUAUCUACACUUAUACAACAACUGGAAGGACAAGCGUCAACAGCAGCAUCUGCCAUAACUUCUUCUCAAACCAACACAACUCAAUCACCAACAACAACAACUCCAUCACCAUCCACCAAAACCCCUGCAGCAACCACAACAACUCCAUCACCAACCACCACAACCGCUGAAGCAACCACAACUCCUUCACAAGCAACAACUCCUUCAUCAACCACAACUCCACCAAUCACGACUACAUUUCCAGCCACAACAUCUGUAGCAACCACAACAACUCCAUCACCAACCACCAAAACCCCUGCAGCAACCACAAAAAAUCCUCCAACCACAACAACACCAUCUCCAACCGCAACAACCCCUGCUUCAACCACAAAAACUCCAUCUCAAACCACAAUAACCCCUGCAGCAACCACAACAACACCAUCCCCAACCUCAACAACCCCUGCAGCAACCACAACAACUCCAUCUCCAACCACAACAACCACUGCAACAACCAAAACAACUCCACCUCCAACCACAACAACCCCUGAAGCAACUACAACAACUCCAACUCCAACCAAAACAAACCCUGCAGCAACCACAACGACUCCAUCUCAAACCACAUCAACCCCUGCAGCAACCACAACUAAAUCUCACACCACAACCCCUGCAGCAACUACAACAACGCCAUCUCCAACCACAACAACUCCAUCUCCAACCACAACACCCACUGCAUCAACCACAACAACCUCUGCAGCAACCACAACUAAAUCUCACACCACAACCACUGCAGCAACUACAACAAAACCAUCUCCAACUACAACAACCCAAGCAGCAACCACAACAACCCCUGUAGCAACUACAACUCCAUCUCCAAUCACAACAACCCAAGCAGCAACCACAACAACCCCUGUAGCAACUACAACUCCAUCUCCAACCACAACAACCCAAGCAGCAACCACAACAACCCCUGCAGCAACCACAACUAAAUCUCACACCACAACCACUGCAGCAACUACAACAACACCAUCCCCAACCACAACAAACCCUGCAGCAACCACAACAACCCCUGUAGCAACUACAACUCCAUCUCCAAUCACAACAACCCUUGCUGCAACCACAACAACACCAUUUCCUGCAACAACUACAAGAACUCCAUCUCCAACAACAACAACCCAUGCAGCAACCACAACAAAUCUAUCCCCAGCCACAACAACCCCUGCAGCAACCACAACAACACUAUCCCCAACCACAACAACCCCUGCUUCUACCACAACAACCCCAUCCCCUACCACAACAAUCUCUGCAGCAACCACAACAACUCCAUCUCCAACCACAACAACCUCUGUAGCAACUACAACUCCAUCUCCAACCACAACAACCCCAGCAGCAAACACAAAAACUCAAUCACCAACCACCACAACCCCUGCAGCAACCACAACAACUCAAUCUACAACUAAAACAACCCCUUCAGCAACCACAACAUCUCCAUCACCAACCACCACAACCCAUGCAGCAACCACAAUAUCUCCAUCACCAACCACCACAACCCCUGCAGCAACCACAACAACUGCUGCAACUCCAUCACCAACCACAACAACUCAAUCACCAUCCACCUCAACCCCUGCAGCAACCACAACAACUCCAUCACCAACCACAACAACACAAUUACCAACCACCACAACUCAAUCACCAACCACAUCAACACCUGCAGCAACCACAACAACUCAAUCACCAACCACAACAACUCAAUCACCAACCACCACAACCCCUGCAGCAACCACAACUCAAUCACCAACCACCACAACCCCUGCAGCAACCACAACAACCCAAUCACCAACCACAACAACUAAAUCACCAACGACCACAACAUUUGCAUCAACUACAUCAACCCCAGCAGCAACCACAACAACUCCAUCACCAACCACAACAACUCAAUCACCAACCACCACAACCCCUGCAAUCACCAAUUACAACAAUCCCUGCAGCAACCACAACUCAAUCACCAACCACCACAACUCCUGCAGCAACCACAACAUCUCCAUCACCAACCACCAAAACCCCUGCAGCAACCACAACAACCCCUGCAGCAACUACAACUCCAUCACCAACCACAACAACUCAAUCCCCAACCAAAAAACAACCACUGCAGCAACCACAACAACCCCUGCAGCGCUCACAACAACUCAAUCACCAACCACCACAACCACACCAACUCCAUCACAAACCACAUCAACCCCUGCAGCAACCACAACAACUCCAUCACCAACCACCACAACCCCUGCAGUAACCACUACAACUCAAUCACCAACCACCACAACCCCUGCAGCAACCACAACAACUCAAUCACCAACCACCACAACCCCUGCAGUAACCACUACAACUCAAUCACCAACCACCACAACCCCUGCAGCAACCACAACAACUCAAUCACCAACCACCACAACCCCUGCAGCAACCACAACAACCACAACUCAAUCACCAACCACCACAACUCCUGCAGCAACCACAACAUCUCCAUCACCAACCACCACAACCCCUGCAGCAACCACAACAACUGCUGCAGCAACCACAACAACCCAUGCAGCAACUACAACUCCAUCACCAACCACAACAACUAAAUCCCCAACCAAAACAACCACUGCAGCAACCACAACAACCACUGCAGCGCUCACAACAACUCAAUCACCAACCACCACAACCACACCAACUCCAUCACAAACCACAUCAACCCCUGCAGUAACCACUACAACUCAAUCACCAACCACCACAACCCCUGCAGCAACCACAACAACUCAAUCACCAACCACCACAACUCCUGCAGCAACCACAACAAAUGCUGCAGCAACCACAACAACCCAUGCAGCAACUACAACUCCAUCACCAACCACAACAAUUAAAUCCCCAACCAAAACAACCACUGCAGCAACCACAACAACCCCUGCACGCGCUCACAACAACUCAAUCACCAACCACCACAACCCCUGCAGUAACCACUACAACUCAAUCACCAACCACCACAACCCCUGCAGCAACCACAACAACUCAAUCACCAACCACCACAACUCCUGCAGCAACCACAACAACUCCAUCAUCAACCACAAUUCCUGCAGCAACCACAACUCAAUCACCAGCCACCACAACCCUGCUGCAACAACAACAACUCCAUCACCAACCACCACAACCCCUGCAGCAACCACAACAACUCAAUCACAAACCUCAACAACCCCUGCAGCAACCACAACAACUCAAUCACCAACCUCGACAACUCCUACAGCAACCACAACAACUCCAUCACCAACCACCACAACCCCUGCAGCAACAACAACAACUCCAUCACCAACCACCACAACCCCUGCAGAAACCACAACUCAAUCACCAACCACGACAACCCCUACAGAACAACAACAAUCAAAUCACCAAACCACGACAACCCCUCUAGCAACCACAACAACUCAAUCACCAACCUCGACAACUCCUACAGCAACCACAACAACUCAAUCACAAACCUCAACAACUCCUGCAGUAACCACAACAACUCAAUCACCAACCUCGACAACUCCUACAGCAACCACAACAACUCAAUCACAAACCUCAACAACUCCUACAGCAACCACAACAACUCAAUCACAAACCUCAACAACUCCUACAGCAACCACAACAACUCAAUCACAAACCUCAACAACUCCUACAGCAACCACAACAACUCAAUCACAAACCUCAACAACUCCUACAGCAACCACAACAACUCCAUCACCAACCACGACAACCCCUACAGCAACCACAACAAUUCCAUCAUCAACCAUGACAACCCCUACAGCAACCACAACAACUCAAUCACCAACCACGACAACCCCUACAGCAACCACAACUCAAUCACCAACCACAACAACCCCUGCAACAACCACAACAACAUCAUCACCAACCUCAACAACCCCUGUAGUAACAACAACUUCAUCAGCAACCAAGAAUCCAUCACCACCCACAUCUACCCCAGCUCAAACUACAACAUCCUCAACUCUAACCAUAACAACUCUUUCCCUGACACCAACCACAACAGCAGCAGCUCCAACUACAACUCAACCAUCAGCUCCUCCUACAACCACUCCAACUCUAACUACUCCCAUAUCAGCUCAACAGAGACGACUUGCAAUCUUUAGUAGAGCACUAGGCCUCUUAAUGAGAUUGGCAGCGAGACUGAGAGGCCAAUCGGGGAAGAGACACAAAAGGAAUGCCUUGAACUAUAGCAUAGAUACAUCAGUUUCUGGAAACCUGACGAUAUCACCAUACUGUGGUGUGCAAACUUCAGUCACAGGCUCCACUGCAGAGGUCAUCAGCACUUUAGUUGAUUACUUCAACAAUUUACAAACAAGCACUUCACCUGACGAGGCUGAAUGCAUGACUUUAUUGCUCUCAGAAGUAGUUAUAAAGUUGGAAAGUGGAGAAAUCGCUAAUAUUACAGAUGAGGCUUUGGCAGCCAAAAUCGACAACACUACCUUGAUGCUAUCUUCACUUAUAAAACAACUGGAAGGACAAGCGUCAACAGCAUCAUCUACCAUAUCUUCUUCACAAACCACCACAACUCAAUCACCAACUACAACACCUCCAUCACCAACCACCACAACUCCUGCAGCAACCACAACAAUUGCUGCAGCAACCACAACAAGUCAAUCACAAACCACAACAACCCCUGCAGAAACCUCAACAACUCAACCACCAACCACCACAUCCCAUGCAGCAACCACAACAACUCAAUCACCAACCACCACAACCCCUGCAGCAACCACAACAAUUCAAUCACCAACCACAACAACUCAAUCACCAACCACCACAACCCCUGCAGCAACCACAACAACUCAAUUACCAACCACCAAAACCCCUGCAGCAACCACAACAACUCAAUCACCAACCACCACAACCCCAGCAGCAGCCACAACAACUGCUGCAGCAACAACAACAACCCCUGCAACAACCACCACAAUCCCUGCAGCAACCACCACAACCCCUGCAGCAACCACAACAAAACCCCUGCAGCACCACAACAACCAUUACAGCAACCACCACAAAAACCCCUGCAGCAACCACCACAACCCCUGCAGCAACCGCCACAACCCACUGCAAAAGCCACAACCCCUGCAGCAACCACCACAACCCCUGCAGCAACCACCACAACCCCUGCAGCAACCACAACAACUCCGUCACCAACCACCACAACCCUCGCAGCAACUACAACAACUCAAUCACUAA
Macrobrachium nipponense is the source of this 8031-nucleotide messenger RNA. RefSeq names its product mucin-2-like. The transcript is spliced from 13 exons. NCBI's taxonomy places the organism in Eukaryota, Metazoa, Arthropoda, Malacostraca, Decapoda, Palaemonidae. Bases 1 to 8031 code for a protein of 2676 amino acids. The record is from RefSeq and is a predicted model, not a curated record.